Messenger RNA from Melospiza melodia melodia, 5583 nucleotides. RefSeq names its product pleckstrin homology domain containing A7 (gene PLEKHA7). Lineage: Eukaryota; Metazoa; Chordata; Aves; Passeriformes; Passerellidae. Bases 463 to 4062 code for a protein of 1199 amino acids. Gene Ontology annotation, molecular function: protein binding. The record is from RefSeq and is a predicted model, not a curated record. Gene Ontology annotation, cellular component: pore complex; zonula adherens. Gene Ontology annotation, biological process: epithelial cell-cell adhesion; pore complex assembly; zonula adherens maintenance. The transcript is spliced from 26 exons.
GAGGAUCAGCCAGUCAGAGCAGCGUGGGCUGAAACUGCACUCAGGAUGAGGGACACGGGAAAUGUCGUGGUGUAAAGGAGUAGGAUGGGGUAGGGCAGUUUUUCCUCAGCUGUGGAUGUGCCCCUUGCUCUCCCAAAAUGAUUGGUGUGCUCCUGUUUAACUAGAAGGUCAAGCUGGCACUUUGAGAGCAUCACGUCUUGCUUGUAGCCGAGCUCCUGAAUUUGGAACUGCACUCCUGAGAUGCCAUGACCCUCCCCUCCAGCGAGUCCUCCUUGCUUGUGGUGUUCUGCCAGAAUGUGCAUCAUCCUUACUGAUGGGUUUUCUACCAAAGCAGCUAUUAAUAAAUCGUCUUUACUAAGAAUGCUGAAAUCACGUUUUUAGUAGAAUUAUGGGUUUUCGUACCCCAUGAGAGGGAUGGCACUGGGGGUGUCUGGGAGCCUUGUGUCCUGAUAUGACUGUGUGAUGUCAGCUGCCAAAGGCCAUAAUCAGCAGACCACGUCAUUUAGACAUCCUGUGACAGGACAGGUUUCUCCAGAAAAUAUUGAAUUUAUUUUGCGAGAAGAACAGAAUUCAUCUAUGUCCAACCAACAAAUAAACCAAAGGCCUUCAAGCAUGGUCAGUGAAACGUCCACUGCAGUAACUACGUCUGCUGUUGAUGCAAAACCUGCCUCUAAGGUUGUGAAGACUGGAAGCAAAGUUCACAGCUUUGGAAAAAGGGAACAAGCCAUCAGGAGGAAUCCCAAUGUCCCUGUGAUAGUAAGAGGCUGGCUGCACAAGCAGGAUAGCUCUGGAAUGCGGUUAUGGAAGAGACGAUGGUUUGUGCUUGCUGAUUUUUGUUUGUUUUACUACAAAGACAGCAGAGAGGAGUCUGUUCUGGGGAGCAUCCCAUUGCCCAGUUAUGUCAUAUCUCCAGUUGGACCUGAAGAUCGUAUCAAUCGCAAAUUUUCUUUUAAGGCUGUUCACACAGGUAUGAGGGCAUAUAUUUAUAACAAGAAUUCUGUCAUUGGCUCUCAGGCAGAGCACACAGGGAUGAGGACGUACUACUUCAGUGCAGACACCCAGGAGGACAUGAAUGCCUGGAUCCGGGCUAUGAACCAGGCUGCUCUCAUGCAGACACGCUCCUCACUGAAGAGGGAAACUGAAAAAGUGGAUCAGCAAGCUGUUCCCCAGGUCAAUCAUGUGGAUGCCUGCAAGGAGUGUGUGAGGGCAGAGAUGACAGACACAAAAGGAAGUUAUCAGAAAUCAGCUGAAAUGCUGGGAUACGAUAAGCGGGAGGAGAUUAGAAGAGAGAAGGAGGAGGAGGAGCGUUACAUCCACAGGAAAGAAACUCUGGAAACCAAAAAGGGAAAGGCUAAGCAUGCAGUGACUGAAGCUGAUUCAUUAUUUCCAGACUUGAGGAAUGCAUCCUGGUCCCAAGUAGCUCAGCCAGCUGAGAAGAAUGGAACUCUCCCUAGUUCACUGAGUGUGGGUGCUGGCCUGGUGGAGCAGAAUGGCACUGGCUCAUAUAAAAGAGGGUUUGUACCCAGAACAAAUCCAGAUAAGCAGUUUCAAAGGAAAAGUAACAUGGCUCAAGUGGAGCACUGGGUAAAAGUCCAGAAAGGAGAUGCAAAAAGCAUCACUUCAGAUCAGACUCUUACACGUCAGGGUCCCAAUCCUCCUUUUCCUGAGAACUAUCACACUUUGCCAAAGAAUACCAGGCAGCCUUCAGGGAGCUCACCACCACCAAACCGCAAUCUGCCGAGUGACUACAAAUAUGCACAGGAUCGCGUCAGCCACUUGAAGAUGUCCCAGGAGGAGAGGAAAGCAAACAAGGAUGGAACUGUUUGGCAGCUGUAUGAGUGGCAGCAGAGGCAGCAGUUCAAACAUGGCAGCCCCACUGCCCCACUUUAUGCGGGUUCCUCAGACUUCAUGGAUCGUGCGAAGUCAAAAAGCUCGUUAGAUGUUCCACGGUCAAUCUCUGUUCCGCCCUCUCCGUCUGACAUUCCUCCGCCUGGACCUCCAAAAAACUUUCUCCCACGGAGGCCACAUACUCCUGCAGAAAGGCUCACAGUUAAACCAUCUGAUGAGAGACAGACUGUGGAUGUUCCUCUAGCUGGAUCCCCCAGGAAGAUUCGGAAUCGUGCUGUAAAGAGCUCCACCCACCUGGAUCGGCGCUCCAUGCCUGCCAUGGGCUACAUGACCCACACGGUGAGCGCGCCCAGCCUGCACGGCAAGUCGGCGGAUGACACUUACAUCCAGUUGAAAAAGGAUCUGGAGUAUUUGGAUCUAAAGGUGACAGGACGUGACACAUUGAAAGAAAGAAGUGCAAAACCUGUCAAGGUUGCAGAAAGUGAUAUUGAUGUGAAACUGAGUGUUUUGUGUGAGCAGGACAGAAUUCUGCAGGACUUGGAGGACAAAAUAAGAGCCCUUAAGGAAAAUAAAGAUCAGCUGGAGUCUGUUUUGGAGGUUUUGCACAGGCAGAUGGAUCAGUACAAAGAUCAACCACAACAUGCAGAAAAAAUAUCUUACCAGCAGAGACUUUUGCAAGAGGACCUUAUACAUAUUCGGGCUGAAAUAUCCAAAGUUUCAACGGAGAUGGAAAAUGCCUGGAAUGAGUAUCUGAAAUUAGAGAAGGAUGUGAGCCAGCUGAAAAAAGCCUUACAGGAGCAGAUGAGCAGUUCAUUGGUAUCUCAGGAGAAAACACAAAUACAAAAAGACUUGUGGAGAAUUGAAGAUGUUACAGCUGGCUUGAGUGCAAACAAAGCAAACUACAAAACCAUAGUAGACUCUAUAAAGAAUCCAGAGAGAAAAACAGUGCCUUCACUUUCUCAGUCUUCAGUGCCUUCCCUCCCAGCUUCCCUUGCUGCUGUGGAGAGCAAGCUGUCGGUCGCGCAGAGCCCUCCGCGCAGCCCGCUGAAAUCCCCCCUGGAGGUCAGGCUGUACCCGCAGCCCUACUUCCAGACCAGGACACAGCACCAAGCACAGCAGCUGAAAAAAAUCGAGCCACCUCUUCAGUCACCAGUCAAGCUCAAGCCAAAGGUUGAAGAUGAAGCACCGCCCAGACCUCCUCUCCCUCAGCUGUACAGCCCUGAGGAUCAGCCACCAGCUGUCCCACCCCUGCCCAGAGAAGCCACUGUCAUCAGGCACACCUCGGUGCGGGGCCUGAAGCGUCAGUCGGACGAGAGAAAGAGAGACAGAGAGCUCGGCCAGUAUGUAAAUGGAGAUUACAGGGUGGAGCUGCGUUCGUACAUGAGUGAGCCAGAGCUGGCAAUGUUAGGGGGUGACCUCAGCCACCCUUCCAGUGCUUUAAUAAGCCCUGACAGUGGAUACCAGACAUUACCUACCCGUGGUUUGUCUGGAUCAACUUCCAGAUUGCACCAGUCAUCUACCAUUUCAUCGUUUGCAACACUUCGAAGGGAUAGGUCCAAGGAGAGACCAAAGAGUGCCUUGGAACGUUUAUACUCUGGAGACCACCAAAGAGGCAAGAUGAGUGCAGAGGAGCAGCUAGAAAGAAUGAAGAGACAUCAGAAGGCAUUAGUUCGGGAACGCAAGAGGACUCUUAGCCAAGGCGAAAGGCAGCCUGUUUCAUCUCGCCCUUUCAUCAGGCCCGUGUCUGCAGACGUAGGCUCAUGGAAACGAGAGCAAGAAUUUGAUUUGCAGUUACUUGAGAGGGCAAUUCGUGGAGAAGACAAGGAUGAAAAUGAGUGGUUAAAAGUUCAGCCAGUAGCAGUGACAGAGACAGACCUGGAGCCUCAAGACUAUGAUUUAGAUAUCAGCAGAGAGUUGUCAAAACCUGAGAAGGUUGUAAUUCCAGAGCGUUACGUUGAGCUGGAGCCUGAGGAGCCUCUUUCUACAGAAGAACUGGCGGCAAGGCAGCGUAAAGCAGAAAAGAUAAAGAAUAUUCUUACUAAAUCAAGUAUGCACAAUCUGCAGCCUACUGUUGCCCAGGACAAACACAGCUCGAUUGAUUUAGAUUCACAGCUGCAGGAGCAGGAGCGCAUCAUUACCAUUUCAUAUGCUCUGGCUUCUGAAGCCUCUCAGAGGAGCAAGGAGGUAGCAGCCAAAGCAGUAAGUGAGCACUGAUGCGAGACUGGAGGCAAAUCCCGCUUUGUGACGCCGCGCGGAGGACAGAGGAGAUUCUUCUCCAGGUUUCUGUGGAGAUACUCAUUGGCUGGUGACCCCUUCUUCUGGAAAGACAUUCAGAGAAUGAUAGGGGGAUUUUCUAUGAAAAUGAAGAGAACUGCAGAUAAUUUUUUAUUUACUUCAGUUUAGUUCACACUUUUUAUACGAAUAAACGGCACUUUUAAUAAACUCUGUAAAAUACUGACAAUGUAUUUUUAGAACGGUGUAUUUUAGGUUUUUUUUUAAUCAAGGGCUGAAUUCAUUUUAAAAGACACUUCUUGCAUAGAUACCAAAAGAUGCUGUUACUUCCCCCUCAGGCUCAGAUGCACAUCAUAAAGUUUUAUGAGAAAAACCCUGCAAAUUUGAACAAACCAAGAAGCACAUUGUUAGGGUAUGGAUAGAGCUAACACGGGUGACACGUUUGGUGAAAGGGUGUUUCAGAUGGAAUAUUUUUGUAGAGUUGAUCACCCACCCUUUUGCCCAUCAAAUAAUCCAUUGCAAAAACUGUUAGCUUGAAUUUGUAAAUAUUAGUAACCACUGUAUAGCUGAAAUUUCCCAAGAAAGCCAUAACAGAAGCCAGUUUUAAGUCCCUUUUUUUAUGAUCCCAGAUGAUUAACUUAGUGGUAUCAAUCCACAGUUUGUUAGGUUGCCCUUGAAAGUAGUGCUGCCCCCUCUAUAACAAACAGCUAACAAAAUUUUUUUUGGAAGUUGAGAUGUGAAAGAAGAUGAUUUUUAAUUAAAAUAUGUGAAGUAAGCAAUAAACAAUUACAAUGUGUCAUUUGGCUAGUAAAUAUAUAUUUUCUUCUGAUAUUUUUUCAAUAGAUAUUACAAUAUGAUGUACUGACUAGUAUUUAUCCUAGAAACAUAGCAUAACUAAUGGAAUGUGGCACCUGCUAAUUUCCUGUGUAUGUUCACCUGGUGCUUAUCUUUGCCAAACUUUGAAAUUCUGUGCUGUACUUACACAUAGGGCAAAGGGUGAGCGGGUUGAAAUAAGGAGAAAAUAAGACUAAAUGUAUUGCUGCAACUAUACUUUAAAAAAACCUGUGUAUGCAUUGAAUGCAAGACAUGCAAAAACUUCCCAAUGUUAUGUAAUUAGUAGCUGAGUUCAGCUCUGGAUGAGAAAUAACUGAGAAAUACUUCUGCAGUAUUUUGUGAAACCACUAACUUGUCUAUUCCCUGUAUUCAACUAGUAGCUAAAAACCCCUUGGAGUUGACCUUUGUGUUUCAGACUUUAAGACAAAUCAUCAUAUAUUAACACUAUACUCAGAAAUAUUCUUAAAAGUAUAUAUUUAGCUAAUGCAAUCUAUUUUACCUCAAUACUGCCAGUAUCAACUUCAAAACCUUUUGCCAAAAUAAUGAUUUAUUUUUGCCUUUAUAAAAAGUUUUGAAAGCAUAAAUGAAUAUUUUGCAAGAAAACAUUAAUUUAAAUAAAAUGUAACCGUUUGGAAAAUGGUAUAUGUACAGAUUAAAAUAUUAACAUAA